CAUUGCCACGAGGCAGAGGGAGGAGUUGGGCGCUCUCAUGACGAGGGUGGGCAAAGCGCGGCCCGCCAGCGGAAGGGAAUGACCUUCCGAGCGCAUGCAGGCUCCCAGAGGCAGGUCAAUCAAAGGUGUCCCCCCCCAUUUCAGAAGAGCUUCCUGCCUAAAUAUAACCCCUCUCACCCGGCACCCUCACCCUGCAGGAGGGGCUAUAAUUAACCCAAUGCGCAGUCCAAAAAUAAAGGUACAGAGGGAUCCCCGCCCCUGCCUUUCAGUGGACCCCACACAGGCCAGUCACAGGGGGAGGCGCGAGAAACCCGUCAGCAGCCCAGCUCUGACACCGAGAAAGCCCAGCGCCGGUCGGGCACUCUUGGUUCCGCUGGUGGCACCGACAGAAAGGGACCCCCGGCCAGCCUCUAAAAGAGCCGGCUCUCUUUCAGAGGGGCCCCCCAGCAGAGCCAGCUCCCUCUUGGGAGAGGCGAUGCCAGCCAGGACGUGCAGUUCUUCAUCCUGAGACCUCGAAGCCUGGAAGAGGUCAUGGGCGACUGGCAGCUGCUGGGGAGGCUGCUGGAGAGAGCCCAGGAGCACUCGACGGUGGUGGGCAAAGUCUGGCUGACGGUGCUCUUGCUUUUCCGUAUCCUGGUUUUGGGGGCCGGGGCCGCGGCCGAGAAGGUCUGGGGGGACGAGCAGUCCAACUUCUCCUGCGACACCAAGCAGCCGGGCUGCCAGAGCGUCUGCUACGACCAGACCUUUCCCAUCUCCCACAUCCGCUUCUGGGUCUUGCAGAUCAUCUUUGUCUCCACGCCCAGCCUCAUCUACUUGGGCCACAUCCUGCACUUGGUGCGCAUGGAGGAGAAAGAGCAGGAGGGCCUGCCCAAGACGCGGACGGCCGCCCUCAGCGGCCACCCCGCCUCCGUGCGGGAUGCCUGUGGCCGGAUCCGACUCCGAGGGGCCCUCCUGAGGACAUACCUUUGCAACAUCCUCUUCAAGGCUCUGCUGGAGGUGGGCUUCAUCCUGGGCCAGUACGUCCUCUACGGCUUCGAGCUGAAACCCCUUUACCGCUGCAGCCGCUGGCCCUGCCCCAACACGGUCAACUGCUACAUCUCCCGGCCCACCGAGAAGACUAUCUUCGUCCUCUUCAUGCUGGCCGUGGCCUGCCUCUCCCUCCUGCUCAACGUGGUGGAGGUCUGCCACGUGGCCCACAGCAAGUGGCGCCCGACAGGGGGUCUGGCGGAGAUGCCGGCCGACUCCCUGGCUCCUUGCCCCAGCCUCACGCCCGCCAACAGCAUCUCUUUCCAGGACAGCGAGAAAGUCAGUCCCGGCCCGGAGGGGGCCAGCCAAAGCCCCGCUUGGGGUGCAAACCAGAAGCACGGCAGCAAAGCCAGCAGCAAAUGGAGGCCCGGGGACCUGGCCGUUUAGGGUUACGGUUCGGCUCGCCCUCCUCGCCCGAGUCCCAGAAGACCCCCCCC
Molecule: messenger RNA, 1463 nt
Organism: Pogona vitticeps (central bearded dragon)
Lineage: Eukaryota; Metazoa; Chordata; Lepidosauria; Squamata; Agamidae
Source: RefSeq, a predicted model, not a curated record